AUGUUGAGGGGGGGAGGUCUUACCAGCAAGGUGCUAAAAAUAGGAAAACGUUGGUUGGCUGACAAGGAAAGUGCUUUUUUUACCACAAACAGAAAUAAAGGAACAAAAAAUGCCUUAUCCAAAUGUAUUGAAAUUAACAAGGCAAUUCUGAAAAAUGAAAAUAUUCUCGAAAUAGUAAAAAUAAUAAGGAAGAACGAAAAAAAUGCCAAUAUAAUUAAUUACGUAACGUAUGUGCACCGGUUAAUGCAAAUAAUAUGCAGCAGGAAGGAUGACCCCACUUACUUAAAACGUAUAACAUAUAUCCAUGACGAAAUAGAGGAAAAAAUUAGCAUCAUUUUUCAGUAUUUUAUUGACCAAAAGAAAAGUGUUAAAAUUAAUAACUACAACAAAAGACUCUUUUCUUCCUUCAUAUGGUCCCUUAGUAAGUAUGCCAGUCUUUUCCAAGGUGGUGACACCAGGCACCUCUUUGCCAGUACGGUGCCUCACAAUGAUUUCGCACAUCCGUGUAAGGGUGAAGUGGAGUGGCUGAAAAGGGUUCUUGUCUUAAAUGGGCAGGGGGAGCAUGUCAGUGGUGUGUACCUGUCGGGGGGUUAUGAUGGAGACGGUACGGUUAGAAGUAUUCCUCUGAAGACAAAUACUCCCCAAGGGGAGGAAAACCAACACGAUGGAAAAAAUUGCCCCCGCGAAGCAGUCAGGGGAAGCCCCACCCCAUGUAAUAAGUUCAGCCUCUUAUGCUACUAUGCAGACGCGUAUUUACCAUCCUUAAAUCCCUCUCGAUAUGUCCUUGUGCUUUGGUCAUUAAGCAAGCUGAAUAAACAUUACAAAGAAUUACACGAGCGAUACUACGAGAGGAGUACGAAUCUCUUGCCUCUGCUAAAGAGUAAGGAACUGAUAAUGCUUCUAUAUAGCUACUCCUAUGUAAAUUAUUCAAACUUACAUUUUUACGUAAAAGUGAAAAACUUUAUUAUGCGAAGAAAUGUAUAUAAGGAAAUAGUCCAUGCGAGGGAGUACGAAUCUGUGGUCAACAUGCUUCUGUCAUUUUCGAGGCAAAAUAUAUUUCCCCAAGAUUUACUCGAAAGCACAGUAGACCAGAUUUUACACUCGAAGGAUUUUUUGAAAUGGAUAAAAAGUAAGGAUCUAAUAACCCUCCUCUUUUGCCUAUGCAAAUUUCCGUUUUUAUACACACCAGUGGGAACCCCCCUUGGAGCGCUAAAAGGAGGGGAAACAAAUAUAUGGGCAAGAAAAAAUAUCUUUUUGUAUCAAUUGCUAAAAAAGGAAAUUAUGAAUAGGUGCGCUGAAAGGAGGAACCCAAGUGGGGGGGAUACACUUCAGACGGAGGAAAAAAAUACACACAAAGAGGUACCAGUCUACAUGAUCACCUACUCCCUGGAAAACUUAAUUUUAAUCAUAUGGUCGUUAAGUCUUAAAUAUAUAUACUCAGCAAAAUUGUUCCUCUGUUGCUUUACUAAGUUAUCAGAUUAUUUGAAAAAUCAAAACUACCUGAACAGUUCAUAUCCCAUGUUGACGAAUUUUUAUUUAUCCCUUCUGUCCUUCUUGCUAGAAGAUGGGAAGAUAAUUGAUCUAUAUUUUAACAGAGCAGAAUUAAAUGCCCUACGUGUUUUGCAUAACAAUGUCGACACCUUUGAAAGGCAUUUUGGGACAUUCAAAAAGGCGAUAAACAUGAAUGGAAGGAAACAUGACGUGGAGGUGUCCGGCAUGCAUAAGGUUAUAUACAAUUUGGUCUCCAACCUUCUUAAGGGGAAAGAAAAUGUAGCUGUUUUAUUGGAACAUAAAAACGCGGUGAACUUGUCUGUGGAUAUUUUGCUCCUUCAAAAGGGGAACACUACAAGGCAGGAGAACGAACAUUGUGGGGAGGCUCCACGUGGUGAAUUCUUAUGUGAAGUGAUGUUACCCCAUGGCCGGACGGGGAAUGAACAGGCUUAUCACAGCAACAAGGAAGGUACGGCGAAAUGUGUAGGGUUUGCAAUAGGGAAGAGCAACGCGGCUAUUGGUUCCCCAUUCCAAGUACCCCCCAAAAGCACAUCACUAGGCGCGCAUCAAAAGCGUGACUAUCACAGCAGCGCCGAAAAUGAUAACAUAAAAAGUGACACUUACAUUGAAGAGGCAAUCAACGUGAGUGUACCGUUUGAGAAGACAGAUAUUCCAACCAAUGAGGUAAGAAGUAGUUUGCUCCUCUUCAUCGAAAGAAUAAAAAGUGCGAAUGACAAAAUGGACACCAAGGAAUUGAAAAAAAUAUUUAAAGAUGUGCUAACCUUCCUUGGGAAAUACUCUACCCAUAUGAAGGAGCAGGACAUUGUUAGUUUUUUUUAUAAAUUUUCUGCCCUUUUUCCGCGACUAUGUGAGUUAAGGGAGUGUAAUAGGAUGGUCAAUCGUGGUGGCGAAGAAUUUUUAAGAAUUUUUUCCUACUUCCAUGGAUACACCACUAACACGUUUUUUCAAAGUGUGAACACGAAGAAGGCGCAUUAUCUGCUUGAUGUGUGCUGGGUCUACUUCCGAUACAUGAAAUAUUUUUGUACUUUAUCCAGGGAAGGGAAUCCAGAUAGGCCUAGAGACAGAGAAAGCGUAACAGGAAUGACAACUAAGAAAAGGCUAUCCGCCGAAAUAAAAAAAAUUGUAAACAUAUUCGACCACGUUGUAAUGAACAAAAUGAUAAGCGACCAAAUGAUAGCAAAAAUGUCGUCCAAAAAUAUGGCCCACCUUAUUUCCAUUUUUUUCCACAUUAACAAUUCGAGUAUGGUGGAACAUUUAAAAAAAAAUAAUUUUCACAAUGUUCAUUUUACCGUGAAGGAUAUUCUCCUAAUUUUGAGUGCUUUAACCAAAUCCGAUUUUGAAUGGAAAAUUGAACGAAGCUAUUUUUGCAAUAAAUUUAUUGAGCAUAUAGACACCUGCGGGGUGCGGGACUUGGUGGAGUUUACCUAUCUAUGCGCGGAGUUGAAAUGCAGCAGUGAGCUUAUUAGUACGCAUAUUAGAGAUAAGGUUAACUCGUGUGGUCCUCUCCAACAGUUUGGAAAGCAGACAUACGUGGAGAGAAGAAGCCACUCCUAUGGGAUGGUAUCGGACGUUUCUUCUACCCCCUCCGGUCAAACAAAAUUCAUUGAAACCUUCGAACAGGAUGAGCUAGCCCUUUUCGUGAGGAACUGCUACCGAAUGCACUGCUUUGAUCGACAUUUUUUUGACACACUGUGCGAUGAGGCGCUGAGGAGGCACAGCACGCUGAGUGCGAAAAAUCUGUGCAUUGUGCUGCCCUGCUUCGCACGCGUUUAUUGUCUGUACGGGGUGGGUGCGUAUUCCCCCAGUGGAAGGAGCGGGGGAAGAGAGCCCCUCAGACGAAACAUGUCCUUCUGCAGAUACGACGUUCCCCCAUCCCUAAGGAAACUCGCAAAGUACGCGGAGACGAAAAUACUCUCCUGCAGAAACCCCAAUUUGUUCAACCUGGCAUAUUUAAUGGAGGCAUUUACGCUGCUCAAAGUUGAAAACAAAAGGGCGUACGCUUUAUGCGUGAAGGAAGUAGGAAUUAACAUACGAAAGGGAGCCACAAACGAAGGAGAGAAGAAAAGACACACUUGGGGAGAUACAGAUAAGGAGGUAAAAUUGCUGGGGAAAAUUCUAUGGUGCAUGUCGUAUUAUCAUAAAACGGAAUUUACCUUGGCAGGAAAAAUUACCAACUUUUUGCUAACCAAAAGGAUAUACCAAAAUGUAACCCCUGAAAAUUUUAUUUCCAUUUUUUUGUACUACAUAAAAUCGAGAGUAUACAACAGAAGGUUGUUCCAUAAAAUGGGCCAAGCUGUCACAAGGAGCAUAACUCUGCGUGAUUAUUUUAUUGAUCAGGAGGGUAAACGGAGGGGAGGCUUCAAGUUGAGUGUCAUCACAGAACUGUAUGGAACCAUGGCAUGGGUGUACGCAUUUACCUGUUGCUAUGCAGAGCAGGUGGAACAUAGUACCAAUAGGAAGGAAAAGAAUAAAAGACAAAAAAUGGAAAUAAAAAAUGAUCAACUAUUUUUAAAAAAAAUAUACACCUUCCUGUUAAGUGAAAUUAAAAUUCUCCACAAAUAUAAAGGAGUUACCUUUUUACUUUUAGCAAGAUAUUUAUGGGGCGUUGCAAUUGUAAAUUUAGCAAAUGAAGAAAUAGCACAUUUUAUUAACGCCUACAAUUGGAAUACUGUAAAUGUAAGGGAACAAAAUUAUAUGCACUUACAUAUGAUUGUUACCUUUUGGUUAAGGUUAAAAUAUUCCCAUUAUGAUUUUCACCUUUGUGAGGAUUUUCUCACUUUGAAGGAUCAUAUUAUGAGCCUACUUGGGAAAAAAAAAAAAAAAUUACAAAAUGGCCACCAUAAUACUGCUAGCGAGAAUAUAUCAGAUUUCCACCAACAGGUAUGCGAAAUAUUAGACAAAUUUGGAGUGAAAUACGAAAAUGAGUACAUGGCGCAGGAACUUUUGUCCAUCGACUUGGCCAUAAGGGAUGACACAACGGGGGAAAAAAUUGCCGUUGAGGUGGAUGGCCCAUCACACCAUUUGGUACUUUUGGACGAGACCGACACGAGGGCUAAGAAGAUGUAUGCCCCAUGUGGAACAACCCAUUUUAAGAACUGUCUUUUGAGGGAAAUGGGCUGGACCGUCAUCAACAUCGAAGUGCAUGUGUGGAAUAAACUCAGGAAAGAAGAGAAGGACGCUUACGUGGUGGGCAAACUGACAAAUUGUAGUGAGAGCCUUAAAAAUUACUUUGCGAAGUGGGCCUCACCGAAUUGA
This is a messenger RNA of Plasmodium coatneyi, 4767 nucleotides long. RefSeq lists its product as uncharacterized. Bases 1 to 4767 code for a protein of 1588 amino acids. NCBI's taxonomy places the organism in Eukaryota, Apicomplexa, Aconoidasida, Haemosporida, Plasmodiidae. The transcript has 3 exons. The record is from RefSeq and is a predicted model, not a curated record.